Xyrichtys novacula (pearly razorfish) is the source of this 10356-nucleotide messenger RNA. The record is from the annotation of a GenBank genome assembly. NCBI's taxonomy places the organism in Eukaryota, Metazoa, Chordata, Actinopteri, Labriformes, Labridae.
AGAAGUGGGUGGGGCAGAAAACAGUAGACACCCAUUAAACCAAACCGUCUUGACUUGGUUUAUAAAACAGAUAUGUAGUCUGCUGGUACAUCGGAUGCCGGUAGUAAGAAAAUCGACAAAAAUGUCCAGUUAGCGUUAAAAACUUCAAACACAGAAAAUGCGAUGCUACCGUCACGCAUUUUUGUUGUGCCUGAUUUUCGCCUUCUUAUCACUGCUGUAUGUUUUCAACCAGCUUGCCUCCACCCUGGAGGACAGAGGCAGCAGGGACCUGACAGAGCGGAGGAUACCCAAAAGGAGUAGCCAUGAUAGUGGGCACCUGCCAAGGAAAAGGCCCGGACUGACAGGCCUUCGGGACCAUGAAGGAGGAGUUGACAGGUAGCUAGCUAAUGUGUCUUCUGGCCACAAUUUUAUUUAAAAACUGAGUUUAUCGGUAUAUUUAUGGAACGUCUACUUAUUUCUACAAUUGUAGUUCACGUCAGUAUAACGUAAAAUAAGUAAUUAUGUGACUUUAACAACGUUAGUUGAACCGCUAAAGCUAACGCUACUAAGCUAACCUGUAGAAACUUGCAGUCAUCCCGUAGCUGCCAGGCAGGAUGUAAUGUAGUAUUUACUGAAUAAAUCGCCAUGACAUGAUUAACAUCUGGGCAGUCUAAUGCAGCAGCGCUACCACAAUUUAUACAAUCUGGAAGUUUCUCCAUUUUCAGCUGUUGUUGACAUGGUUGAACCUUGUAUUACUGUGGUUGUAGACGGAGGUGGAGGUGUAAAAGAGUGAGUCGAUUUUAAAGGUGUUGUAUUUUGUCCACCUCUACAUCACCAAACACAUGAGAAGAAAGAUACUGGGACCACCUUUCAUUGUAAUACACUUCAGUACACCAUUAACACCCAAUUCAGCUUCAACCAUGAAGUGUAAGAACAAUUAUCACCUCUCUGAUCAUAUCAACAUAAAAAAAAAUGAUAAUAAAAAACUGAGAUUGUAAAAGCUUCAGAAAAUGAUAAUACUGGGAAGAGCUGUCGUAUUGGGUUGCAUUGAGUUUUCCCUGGUGCUUAUGAUGUUAUGGCUGGUUGGUUCACAGUAUAUUAACCAUAUUAAUUGUGUCACUUGUACUGUUUUGCAUUUACAUUUUAUACAUGUUUGUAUUUUCUUGUAGUAAAGUCUUUUUGUCCAAACGGAUUUGUUUAUUUGCCACAUGUCACUUAAACUCAUCAUUAACUUUAGUGCUGUGCCUCAUUAGCUUUUGGCCGGAUUAAAAGCACCACCACCUGUCAACUAGCUGCAUGGGGCUAGUUCAGGGGAGCUUUAACACAAAAACAUACAGUUUUCUGAUUUCCAGAAAGUUCAUUUUGACACUCAGGAUCCAAAAGAUCAUGUUUUAUUUCUGUCAGGUGUAAAUCACAGUCAGUUUCUUACUGGAGUCCAUAUUGGAGACUGCCUGCUGAUGUUUGUGGAGUGAACUGCUUUAUGGACUCAUCUUUUAGGUAUGACUGAUUUUGUGCAUCCUAAUAUUCAGAUACUAAUGUACUUCUUUUUUUAAUCAGUUGACCUUAGCUGACAAGUAUCACAUGUCUUUCUUAAAUACAGAGCCUAUGACUGUGAAACAUGCUGACUUCUCCGUUUGAGUUUCAUUAUGAAAGUCUUUGUUUGAUCCUGUGUAUGGCAGCUGUGCUAAAUUAAUGGAAAUGUGUUAUUGUGCAUGAGCUUAAACCUUUGAUUUAUACAUUACAUUCACUUUUGCUCUACUAAACAAAUCACAGAUCUUAUCCACUCUUUUGUCAUCUUUAUUCCAUCAUGCAGUAAUAUAGUUAUGGGCAGGGUAGCAGCCUUUAAGGCAAAGUCCAAAUGCUGGUGAAGAGAAUGAUAUCAGCCCUUGAGGCAUUCUUGAAUUUCCCCUCAGAAAUCAAUGAAUUUCUACUUGUUGUGCUUGUUCUUUUUCUCCUUCUUGUUCUUUUCCUUCUUGUUGUUCUUGUUUUUCUUCUUCUUCAUUCACAGUUGUAGAACUUGUUCAGCAAAAAUCAACAUGAGUUUGUAGUCAUGACAGUGUUGGUUGAUGCAAUGUCUUAUUGCAACAUCAUGACUUUUAAACAGAGUUUUUAUUGAGAAGUUAGCUGUGUCAAAACUUUCCAAGGAGUUUUUAACCUGCUUCACAUCAAUCUGUUAAUCCCAUUGAUGGUUCCAACCCUACAGAGCUGAGGAUUUCUUCAUUUCAUUGUUCUCUUAAGCAGUUGUCAGAGAAUUUUUGCUGGUUUCUCAUUGUUUUGUUCGUAUUAAUUGUUCUUUGACCCCUAGUGGGAGGUCAGGCUCUGCAGUCAAGGAACACAGGGAUGAGAGAAGUCACCUAGCUGUGGUGGCCUGUGGCUCCAGGCUCGAGGAGACUCUCACAAUGUUGAAGUCUGCAGUUCUUCUCAGCAAAAAGCCCCUGCACUUCUACAUCUUCGCUGAGGAUGAUCUGCAUGAUAGCUUCAGAAGUGCUGUGAGUUUUUGCUCAAACAAAAUCACAUUCUUAUUAUAUUAUUGCACAAGCAAAUCAAACCAUCUGUCAGUAACUUGCAUGCAUAGAUAUUUAACAUAAAGCUUAUUCAUUACACUAUUGUUGGAGUAUAUGCAUGUGAAUAUUUUAAUGACCAGAUGCUCUUUGUUUGUAUAUUUUCUUUUAGUUAGACUCCUGGCCCAGGAUGGUUCAGAACAAGUUUAACUACAAAGUCUACCCCAUUUCUUUCCCCGAGGAGAAUGCAAAGGAGUGGAAGAAGCUCUUCAAACCUUGUGCGUCUCAAAGACUUUUCCUGCCAGUACGUUCAAAGCCAUCCUUUAUACUUGUAGCCUGUAGUAAUUCAACGCUGCGCAUAAGUACUCACUUUUUUGCGGUCUGUUUUCCAGCUGAUCUUGAAAGAGGUGGAUUCUUUGCUCUAUGUGGACACAGAUAUCCUUUUCCUGCGGCCAGUAGAGGACAUUUGGGCCCUCCUUUCUCAGUUUAAUUCGAGCCACUUGGCUGCCAUGGCUCCAGAGCAUGAGGAGCCUCGCAUUGGCUGGUACAACCGUUUUGCCCGUCACCCUUAUUAUGGCAAGACAGGCAUCAACUCAGGGGUCAUGCUCAUGAACAUGACACGCCUCAGGGAGAAGUUUUUUCAGGUAAUUUCAUAAAAAAAAUGAAAAACUGAACUUCAUUUUGGCCAUAAUAGCAGCAUAUGAAGAAGGCCAUUGUGUCAUUAAAAUACAAAAUAUGGAUUGUGCUCAUUGGUUAUAUAAGAAGGUAGUUUGUUUUGUUUCAUAUGUAAUGUGGUCCCAGUCAGUGUCUGUAAACUCUGCAGAUAAAUAACUUUAGAUAUUUGUUUGAAUGAAUAGUCUGCAUUGAUGGAUUAGAAUGAUGAUAUAUUGCCAAGUCAUUUUAAACUUUUAUAUUGCAUACAGCUAAUGAGUGCUUUAUCCACAUGUGCCAGAAAUACAGUAGCUGUACCACCAAGAUUAACCAGUUGAGGUCACUGUUGUAACUUCUUUCUGAACCAUCACAAUGAGCAGACCUUUGAGGCCACUGAACCGUUUCUUUGAGUUUAUCUGUAGGGAUGGCAAAGGGAUUGGGAUUUUAAAGAAUAGCGAGUUCUACUUUUCCUGAUGCAAAAUAAUCAAAACAACCUGUUUAUUGCUUGUUAGAAUGACAUGACCACAGUUGCACUGAGGUGGGAGGAAAUCCUGAUGCCACUCCUUCAGAAGUAUAAACUCAAUAUCACUUGGGGAGACCAGGAUCUUCUGAAUAUCAUAUUCAGCCAAAACCCAGGUUUGUGAAACUCUAUGAGCAAAAAUAUUAUUGUAGUGUAUAACACUAGGCUCUAAGACAUUUUUGAUGUUUACCAUUAAUCAAGUAUUUGAUUGUUUUCUUGUGGCUGUUUAAUCCUCAUCAACUGUUUUUGUGUUACAGAAAGCCUUUAUGUGUUCCCCUGCCAGUGGAACUACCGUCCAGACCACUGUAUUUAUGGCAGCAACUGUCAACACGCUGAACGAGAAGGUGUCUUCAUUCUCCAUGGCAACAGGGGAGUUUACCAUGAUGACAAGCAGCCAGCAUUUCGAGCCGUCUACGAAGCCAUCCAGAAGGUAGGGACGACUUUUCUAACCAGAAAUCUGCCAUUUCUUUAAGUUCCUGUGGUGACACACACAAAAAAAAAGAAAAAACUUCACUUCACUCAAGGAGUCCCUCUUGCUGCAAUAGCCAAAAGUUUCCUCCCAGAAUACAACGUGUGUAUUCUCUUUGGUAUAGUUUCUUACCAGAGGUCUUGGUUUCAAAGAGUGUAUUCUCAAAGGUAGACCAGAGUACUUGUAGGAUCGUUUACUAAUCAUUAUAUCAUCAAUAGGCACUCCAGGCCAUUGCUUUUCUUUUAUGGAUGGUUCCAUCCAGUAGUUCUUAAUCAAUAUCCUGUUAAACAUUUCUGCCAUCCUGUCGCAGCUCCCUCGAACCGACAAAUCAACCUCACCAGGCUUUAGCCUGUGAGUAUCUGCUUCAGAUGUUGCCAACUGGAAUGCUUAUGUUGGCAGGGCAACAACUCCUUUUUGUCAAUUAAAAGCAGCCAACAUGAGCAGAACUAUUUUAGACUUACAUUGCGAGAGACUUGGUAGAAAGUGAUUGUAAUGAGAUCAGGGGGUUUGCUGAACUCCUGCUACAGCUUUAACUGUAUUGCAAGAAUACACACAGACACAGCCACUUAAAUAGUUUUACAGCAGUUACAGUAGCGAUCCAGGGAUACGCAGCUCGAAAGGGGAGAACUUGUAUUAAACACAGGCCAGUCUGUCACACUUGUAGUGAGGCAUUUCUGCUGCAGUUUGUUUAAGAGGAAGAGCCUGGGUUGUGCUAUUCAGCAGCAAGUACUGCUGAAGUUGUCCUGCCUCGUCUGUAAAACUGUACAUGGGAAAAGAUUGCUGCUGAGCUGGAGAGGAUGUAUUUUUUCCCCACUACAACAGGCAUAAGGUCCAAUCACAGCAUGCAUCUUUACAGGAGUUUGAUGAUGCAUUUAAUCAAUCACAGUUGGUCUCUGUGAUUGAUCAAAUGACUGUCUACCUCCAGACAGCUUUAGUAAAUUGCAAAACUGACUAUGGGUGGUCAGUCACUGACCUCUACAUCAUCUCAUCCAGCUCAUCAGGAAGUUAGAGCUACAAUGACAAAGAGUGAUGAAAAUAAAAGUUAAUUUAAAAACCGAAGUUUUGGCUUCUUCUGUCUCAUUUACAGAUUCUCAAGGAAGCAUUAAAUUAAAGCUACUGAGAAUAACAGCCUUCGGAUAAAACGAAAAGAAAGCUGAUGCUCUUGACUCCAGGAUGUUUUUGUCUUUUUCCCCAUUCUGAUUAAGACUUGUUUAUCUCCUCAAACUCCUGGGCUGUAAAGUUUGUCUCUUAGGUUAUAUUGCUCAAAAAAAGAGUGAAAAAAAGAGUCUAUUUCUUGGCAUAUUGUAGACUUGGUGCUGUUGUAAGUAGUCACAAUAGAAGCUAGUGUAAAUGGGACUGACUUUGAAAUCUUUUCAAUAGAUUUGUUGUCAGUAAUAGAAAAAUGGAAUAUCAUGUAAUAUCCUCUCUUGUAGUUGUGCAAAACCUUUUUUUUUCUUUGGUAGAACAGCUGGUGAGAGCUGUCCCUCUGUUUAUACUGUCUUUAAAACACUCGAAUAUUUAAGUUUGUAUGACACCACAGAGUAUAGACAGCACACGCUAGAGCUCAAAAAUGAAGACAGAUCUUGGAAUAAAAAAGUCUGACAUCUGUGAAAUCUACUCUAACCGCCAUUAAGCAUCUUCAGAGCUCAAAAAUUUCCACACAGCACACAUCAUUGAGCGAGCAAGUCAGCUGGACGGCUCUCUCACCGCUGGACGGCUGCUCGUCUUCGAUCUGCUCUCGUUGAUUUCAGCACUCUGGUCAACAUGUAGGCAGCAAUCGAGGGAGCAGGGGAAGCUUCAUUAGCUCGUCUCCAUCCAUUACCGCCACAGGGCUCGGCCUGGCCACUAUCAGUGCGGGCAAUGUUCUCAGCCAUUAGGUAAACGAGCAGGCUUCAUUAUGGGGUACUCGGCCCUCGUGCUUCCAUCAGUCUCUCAGACAGCACAAACACACGUGCAGCAUGCUAGACUCUACCUGAUUUCCGAGGUUGGUGGAGUGCUGUGGCUUGUCAGUGGUAAGCCUGGAACGUGGCUUGUAUUAAAGAGAUAAAUAUAAGAUUCUGGUCUUUGUAGUACAAAUAGCUCAUUAGAAAAAAAAGCCUGGUCUGACUGAAGAGCUUUUCAUCCUUUUGUUGCUAUACUUUGUUGAAGCUUUUAUCUCUGCUUCCUGUUGCUCCAGCUCCUCAGGCCCCCUCCCACCCUGUUCCCACUCAGUCCUUGGAGAGCAGCAUCCUAAAGCCUGGAGCAGGCAAUUCUGAAGGAAACUCUCAUUUCCAUCCCACCAAGAGCUCCUUAGUCAGCCCGCCUCCCAAGGCAGGCUCAGCCAGCGGAGGAGCUUGCAAUAAAGGGCACUACCAUUACCCAGCCAAGCCCACAGAAGAGUUGUAAAAAUUUUAGUGCUGAUGCUAGUUUGAGACAUCAUGAUGGCUGUGUGGACAACGCACCAGCAGCAUCCACAUAAAAAUCGAUAGGAGGCUGUUAAUGGUGCUUUAUUGCCUGCUGCAGUAUAUGAAAGAUAAUAAAGAUAGUGGGUCUUGAGUAACUUGAUGCUCACCCAAACUAGAGUCAAAUGAGAUGCUGUUAACCAGUGAUUUCUCCUUAAUUCCAUGAAGCAGUAAGAAAAUGGUCAGCGUGGAAAAAAUAGUUCUGAAUGUUUAUUUACAACUGCCAGGACCUUUGGAGAGACUCACUGUAGCCAUGUUGACAUGGGCAAAAUUUCUUGAUCCAAUAAAAAAUGUAAGGGAUCAGAUAAUCUGAAUCCACUGUUUAUAUGGGUGCAAAAUCAAAUAAUCUGAUUAUAACGUGCGUAUACAUGCACCAAGCUUUACUCAUAUUAGAAGCAUUUGGACAUACACAGAGUUGUUUGAUUUUGCUGAAACAACCGCAGAAGAAGAGUUGUAUUUACGCCUGUGCUGUUAACAAACCAACAAAUUCAGUAGUGGCUCACUCCAUGCAAUUCAGGAGUUUUCCCCCUGUUAAAUGUUGUCACUAGAUGGCGCCCUUGCUUACUUAUUUUACUGUUCUGUCAAAGGUUGAACUGUGUGUGCAGAUGUGACAUCAUUACGCUGUAUGCACACGUUGUUAUGUUACCGGAGGAGCAGACGGGCACCUGAGUUUGUGUUUUAUGCAAGAGUGUUAAUAAUGAAACCUCGUGUACAGUCCUCAAUAAAUAAGCCAAAGGCUAAAAAGAGUGAAGCUUGAGUCAAGUAAGAGAGUCACGAUCGGAAUAAGUGUUUACAUGGAGGCGCUUCGGUAUAACAAUCGGCAUAAACCAUCCCACUUGAUCGGAAUACAAUUUCUUUCCGUUUGAGCCAAAUUGGAUCAGAAUCUUCCGAUCUACAUGUUUGCACGAUGCAUUUUUAUCCCGAUCGGGCAUUCAUUCCGAUUAUCUGUGCCCAUGUAAAUGCAGCAAGUGUCUUUUCCAAAGGGUUUUACAUUCUAGAAAAGUUACAUGUUUGUUGGGCUGGGCUUGUGGAGCUGGUCGGUUGAGUAGUUGCUGAAUUGGAUUCUCUGGCUGUGAAGUGAUAGGAUGGCCUUUGCAAAUUUAAGCCACAGGGACAUUUAAAAAGAAGACUGUUCAGUAGUUUCUGCCAUACCUGUGAAUUACCCUCUACAUUUAUAUUCUUGCUGUCAAAUAAGUUCUGUAACAACAUAUAUGCAAAGUGGCUGUUUAGUAAACCCUCUCCUACCCGACACUGUUUGUGACAAAAGCCUUGUAUUCUCAUAUUAACUGGCUGGAAGUUUUCUUUGUCAUUCACUUGGCAACACUAAAGCAUACGGUAAUGAAGCAUAUCUGCGCUGCUGCAGCUGUAGCAUUCACCAGGGCUGUCAUGCCUCGCUGAGCCCAUUCUUGUAUAGCUGUGGUAAUAGAUAUUCAUAAUCCAAACACACUCUAAAUUGACAGAUAUGUAUUAAAUGUAGAGCGUUAUUGCAGAGAACUGACAGUGACAAAUGCGGCACUUGAUUUAUGUGAUUUAAAUGCAACUCUCAUUGUCCCAUGAUGGCUGCCACUGGAGGCAACAAGUGUAAAAACACAUUUUACAUCUUUUUUUUUUUGAGUAAUGUCAGGAGCAAAAAAAACAAACAAACUGAAAUGAAAGUGUGUAAAUAAACAAUGUAGUGUCUCAAUUCCCAAGUACACCACUUUAUCACCCGCCUGUUUUUUUUUCUUCUUCUUCAUUGCAGCACAAGUUUGGAGAGAACAUGGAGACCACACUGCUUCAGCCACUGGAAGCAACUCUUAAGACAACCACGAAUACCUACUGUGGAAGAGCCAGUCACCUGUUUACAAAGAGGUUGAAACAAAGCGUCAUGUCUGCAAAAGAACACAUCACACAGAGAUGAUAACAAGAGGAUAGCAGUCAGAAAUCACUCCAUGAUUAGUGUCUACAGUCUUUGGAGGAAAAGAAUUAAACACACUCCUGGAUGACAAACAGAUGACAACACUUGAACGUCUUCUGUUUACAUAACACAUAUCAAAACUGUGGAGGGACCAUCUGAGGGUCAAUAAGUAUAUUUUGUCAUUAAUUUAAGCUGGUUCAUAUCCGUCCAACAAGCACAAUCAGACAACACAUUCUAUCUCUUUGUGGUGGAAAAUUUGGACUUGGUAGCUGAAAAAAAGGACCAGUGGGCCAAAGGUGUUUCAUAAAGGGGUGCCCCGAUACAACUUUUUUAACUUCCGAUACGAUACCAGUAUUGUAGCCUUCAGUAUUGGUCGGUACUGAUAUUGAUCCGAUAUUGGCACAAACUGGUGCUUGGCAAGUUUUGCACUCAGCUGCAUUGUCUUUUUCGGACUUUGACUAAAAAUACUGCCACAUGGCCGACAUCACUCCUACUCCUUGCUACUUUGUCAGUACCUUAGUACACACUUGUUACGAUUCCUUGGGCUUCAUAUGCUGGAUUUUGGCGCUGCUAGAGGUGGUGGAGUGAAGUCAGGAAUGGACUGCUUGUAUUGGAGUGCUGAUAUCUGAGAUAAUCCGAUAUCACGUUUUUUCCAAUAAUAUCAGAUCAGGACAUGCCUUUCCCAAUCAAACUGGAAUCUGAUGCUGUCACAGAGGCGGAACAAUAGCACCAGUUUAAUGAUGUGCUUCUUCAAUACAUCUGCAGCAACGUAAUGUGGUUUCCCAGUUUGUGAUUUCAUGGUGUAUUACAGUGUUUGAAGAGGAGCUCCUCAUACAUACACAGACAUACACACACACACACAGCAAUGUUCUGCCCUACCAGCUCUAACUUUAAAUUGCAGUUUAUUUCACACACACCUCUGUUAUUACUUCUAAUAGCAGGUCAGCAGCAGAACAACUUUGCCCCACUAUGACACUUCUGUGCAUUAUAAAUUACAGAUUUAGUGUAACAGGUGUAGAUAUUUGACCUGUUAGUCUAUAAGCAGCUAGUCUCUGUGUUAACAUUGAUGCUGAAAGGCUAAAAUGCCUCUUUUUAAGUUAUUCAGUGAUGCCAUGUGAAAUCACACACUGAGAUGCCACAUGUAUAUCACCUCCUUCUGUGGUUCAGACUAGUGAAAGUAUAAGACAAAAAACUGUGGGUCUUUGUUAAUGAGCUGUGGCUAAAUCUGUGUAUAAAGAGCUUUAGUGUAUUCUAGACAAUCAAGAUUGUAUGAUCUCUGAAGAAUUAAUACAUUUGUACAACUAUUUCCUGUAUUUGGGGACUAAAGAGUUGCAGCUAGGUACCUAAAUGUGCUUUAUUAUUGAAAGUAUUUUAUUAGAGUUUUAAUAUAAGUUUACAUAUGAUCUCUGUACUUGUGUAUGUGUCAAUGCAGUAUAUCACUGAUCAGAGAGAGGGAUAAUUAAGGUACUUCUUGGUGAAUGUCUUCACUUGAAUGAUCAGUUUUUUCUUCAUGGUUUGAUUGUUGGACAUCUGUGAGAUAAGAAGCACUUUUUUUAAUGUCUUCUUUCAUAUUAAAACCUAAGGCUGUCAUUUCAUUUACUCAGGUUUGGGACUUGUUGAAUCAUUGUUUACUGUGUAUUUUAUUACCAUAAAGUCAUUUAAUGUAAUGUAGCUAGUAUGAAAACUUUCCUAUAACUGGAACAAAGUCAAAGAGAGCAGUGGGUUUUCAGUCGUAAAAUCUGCUCUCAGAAAGGUUUAUAAAAAAAAUGUGCACUUUUGAAAUUGAGGAUUGUAACAACACAGAAUCACAUCUGUUAAACCAAUAACCGAAAAGCCAGCAUUGACAUUCAGAUGUAUACAAAAUAAAUGGGAAUAAAUAUUUUAUGAAAAAGCAUUUA